GAAAAACGUAGAACAUACAGACAAGCACCGCCUUCUAGAAGCAGCGCCUUGUCCUGUAAUUAAACUUGCCUGAAACCAAAAACUGUCAAGAAGAUUGGCAGCAACAUGUUUGGGGAAAUAGUGAAAAUAAUCCAUGACGCGGAGAGCAGAAACUGUGACUUCGUGGAUAGACUCAACCACAAGUACAUGUCUCUCAUUCUAGUUGUGCUGGGAGUUCUCGUCAGCACUAAGCAGUACGUGGGGGACCCCAUCGACUGCUGGACUCCCCCCAACUUCCCCGCCCAAUGGGUACAGUACACAGACACUUACUGCUGGGUGUCUAACACGUACCACCUGCCAAUAGGCAUCCCCGCCUCCCUCACCAAACGGGUGACUCAUGGCUACGAGAUCAAAUACUACCAGUGGGUUCCCAUCAUGCUUGUCGCCCAGGCGCUGAUGUUUUUCGCACCCAGUCUAAUCUGGCGCGCAGUGAGUAGCCAGAAUCUGGACAUGGGCAACAUAGUGGAGGCGACUACCCUCUCGGAUGCCGCAAUCAGACCGAGUGAGCGGGACGAAGUGGUGAAGAACAUCGCACUGCAGAUGGACAGAUUCCUCAAAAACAGAAGGUCAAUAAAUUAG
Molecule: messenger RNA, 618 nt
Organism: Symsagittifera roscoffensis
Lineage: Eukaryota; Metazoa; Xenacoelomorpha; Acoela; Convolutidae
Product: innexin unc-9-like
Exons: 4
Coding region: 106-618 (170 amino acids)
Source: RefSeq, a predicted model, not a curated record